UCUAUCCUCAAAAUAUUCCUGUUCUUCUUUAUGAGUGUUUUUCUUCAGAAAUUUGCAGACACACACUCUUUGCAGUGCCUCUACACUGGCAUAACACCAGGAAUAAAUCUCCCAGAGUUCACUGCUGUGGGUCUAGUGGAUGGGGAGCAGGUUGUGUACUAUGACAGCAACACCAGGAAGACGAUCCUGAAGACAGAGUGGCUCAAGAAAGUAAAUGCUCAUUAUCCAUAUUACUGGAACAGACAGACACAACAAAUGCUGAGUCACCAAGAGGAUCUGAAAACACUCUUGGCCACAGUAAUUCUACUCUAUAAUCGGACUAAAGAAGUUCAUACACUGCAGUGGAUGUAUGGCUGUGAGCUGGAUGAUGACGGCACCAUUAGAGUAUACAUGCAGUAUGGUUAUGAUGGAGAGGAUUUCGUUGCUCUGGAUCUGAGAACUGAAACCUGGAUUGCAGCCAGAUAUCACCGUGUGAUCAGCACAGCCAACUGGGUGUCUACAGCAGGUCAUGCUACAUAUUGGAAGAGCUACCUGGAGCAUGACUGUAUAGACCAGUUACAGCUGUUUCUGUCUUUUGGCAAAGAAACUCUGGAGAGGAAAGUUCGUCCCGAGGGGUCAGUGUUCCAGAAACACUUGUCUCCUUCUCCAGAGGUGGUGUGUCACACUACAGGUUUCUUCCCCAAACCAAUAAAUAUCACCUGGCAGAAGGACGGAGAGGACGUGCAUGAGGAUGUGGAGCUCAGAGAGACGUUACCCAACCAGGAUGGAAGCUUCCAGAAGAGAAGCAUCCUGAAAGUCCCAGCUGAGGAGCUCCAGAACUACACCUGCGUGGUUCAGCACAGCAGCUUGAAGAAGGAGUUAGUGCUUAGUAUUCUUGAGCAGAAAGGUCUGAGAAAUACUUUUCUAUAAAACUAUAUAUUUAAAGUGUA
Clarias gariepinus (North African catfish) is the source of this 929-nucleotide messenger RNA. Its product is annotated as H-2 class I histocompatibility antigen, Q10 alpha chain-like. Gene Ontology annotation, biological process: immune response. The record is from RefSeq and is a predicted model, not a curated record. Lineage: Eukaryota; Metazoa; Chordata; Actinopteri; Siluriformes; Clariidae. Gene Ontology annotation, cellular component: external side of plasma membrane. The transcript has 4 exons. Bases 31 to 909 code for a protein of 292 amino acids.